Messenger RNA from Fonticula alba, 3686 nucleotides. RefSeq lists its product as hypothetical. Gene Ontology annotation, molecular function: protein-macromolecule adaptor activity; protein binding. The coding region runs from base 58 to 3579 and encodes 1173 amino acids. The transcript has 15 exons. Lineage: Eukaryota; Rotosphaerida; Fonticulaceae. Gene Ontology annotation, cellular component: HOPS complex; endosome. Gene Ontology annotation, biological process: intracellular protein transport; endosome organization; vesicle-mediated transport. The record is from RefSeq and is a predicted model, not a curated record.
GGCAACGCUCCUGUCGCUCUCACGCGCCGCCGCCGGCCGGGCCCCACUUCCGCCAAGAUGAUGAACUGGAGACGGCACACCUUCUUCAACACCUCGCCCGCCACCGACAUCGCGGCGAUCAUCCGGUCUGGCAACCUCCGCGAUAUCCAGAGCUUGCAAGUCACCUGCGUCGGGUCCGGCAACGGCCACCUGGUCCUCGGCGACAGCCAAGGCUAUGUGCAUCUGCUGAACAAUGGCUUCGAAAAGCCGCAGGGCCCUGCUGUCGGCUCGGGCUCGCCCGAGCACUCGGCCGAGCUCGAUGCCCAGACCAACAACGCGGUCUUCUCCUUCCCCGCGUACAAUGUCCGCGUGACGCACAUCUUCCGGUCGCGCCUCCGGCCGAUCCUGGUGACUGUCGGUGACGACACGGAUGGCAUCCAGCCCGUGCUCAAGAUCUGGGACCUGAGCCGGAUUGUGUCCUCGACCAACAGCUCGGCGCCCAUCACCAUGAUCAGCCAGGCGAACAUCCUGUUUGAAAACCGCCCGAUGCCGGUUGUUUGCCUUGCCUGUCGGGAUGAUGUGAAUCACAUCUCAGUUGGCCUGGCCAAUGGCGUGGUGGUGGACUUCUCGCCGAAGAAGGAGGGUGGCGACUUGCUGCGUGAACGUCCCCUCCAGGCGCGCCUCGCGGUGCUCUACUGUCCGGCGGCCCUGCAGAUGGCCUCGACCCCGGGGCAGCGUCGCAUUAUUCCGGUUACAGGGCUGGAGUACCGCGAUCGGAUGUUCCGCCAGCCGAACGGCCAGCCGAAGCUAACCUUCGAGCUGUGCAUUGUGACGACCAACAACAUCUAUUCCGUCCUUCCGACCGGGCCGCGGGUUGCUUCUUCGAUGGAUGAGGCCGGUUGUGAAAUUGGAAGUGAAUAUGGCUGUGUGGCGCUCACGUCCUCGCAGGAGGGCGGUCAGCCGGACCUAAACCGCCAGAUUGUCAUCGCUCGCCCGGAGGCUGUAUACUUCUAUACGGCACAUGGGCGCGGUGCCACUCUUGGCUUCGAGGACCCCAAGCAGCUGGUCGGCUGGUUCAAGCAGUAUCUGGUGCUGGUGACGCGCGACACGCCGCGGCCCACCACCAGCCUUGGUGAGCAUGGCACCGAUGACCACAGCUCGAAGCACAAGCAUAAGCUGAGCAUCUACGACUUGAACAACAAGUUCUCCGCCCUGACUAUCACCUUGGAUAGCGUCGCCUUCAUGGCACAUGAGUGGGGCUCGCUCUUUGUCAUCACGGGUAACAACAAGAUCCACCGGUUUGACGAGCUGGAUCUGGCCUCGCGCCUGGAGUACCUGUAUCGGAAGAACCUUUUCACCCUUGCCAUCAACCUGGCGCAAACCAGCAGCACCCCGUCGGCUGGAAGCACCAGCGUUGGUGGACCCGGUGGCUCGGCCCCUUCGCAGGCUGGUGGCGCGGGUGCUUCCUAUGACAAGGAUCUUGUGGCUGACAUCUAUCGGCGCUAUGGUGACCAUCUGUAUAGCAAGCAGGACUUUGACGACGCCAUGGAAAAGUACCUGCGUACGGUGGGCUAUCUCGAGCCGUCAUACAUCAUCCGCAAGUUCCUGGAUGCCCAACAGACCAACCACCUGGCGCAGUACCUGCAGGCCCUACACGAGCAGGGGAUCGCCACGUCCAAUCACACUGCCCUGCUGCUGCAUUGCUACACCAAGCUGGAUGACGAUGCUCUGUCUGGAACCGGUCGCGAUACUGACGAGGCCCGGCGUGCCCGACUUGAUGCCUUUUUGAUGACCGACCAUGCCAACUUCGAUGUUGACACGGCGAUCAGCGUGUGUCGCCAGGCGCGGCACUACUCGCAUGCCCUGCAUUUGGCUCGCGUGGCGAAGCAUCACACCAGCUACCUGCGCAUUCAGCUGGAUGAUUUGGCUGACUACACGGCGGCCAUUGCCUACAUUGGAUCGCUUGACAUCGAGGAGGCCCUGUACAUGGUGCAGCUGUAUGGUAAGCCACUCCUGCAGAACGCCCCGCAGGCGGCAACCAACCUUCUGAUCCGACUUUGCUUGGAUUAUAAGCCAACGCCGCUUCCGGAUGAGGAGGAAUUCUCCUCGCGCCAUCGGUCCAAGAAUCGCACGCGGUCAUAUGGGAGCGCCGGCACGCCGGCGCCCGGACAAAAGGACCCGGAGCCUGUGGCCGCCGCCCCGGCUCUGCCUGUGCCGCAGUCGCAGGAUCCGGUCGUCGUGCCGCGUCCGGUCCCGGUGCCAGUUGGCGACGAUGAUGACGAUGAUCUGCCCCCGAUUGUGUCGUUGACAAAGCUGAGCAACCCGACUCCGAUCGGCACCCAGCGUCCUGGUGGUGCCCCGGUGCCGGUGGCUGUGCCGAAGGUUUGCCCCGCGGAUCUGCUUCAUGUAUUUGUCGAUAAUCCGGCGCAGUUGAUGGAGUUCCUGUCGAAGAUGAUCGAGGCCUCCAAGUCCGAGACCUUUGCCGAGGUGGAAGUUGGCCACGAGGUGUAUCACACCUAUUUGGAGCUCCUGCUGAAGGAUAAGCGCGACUCGCCCGAGUAUAGUGAUCUUUCGCCCGAGGAACGCGAGGCCCACAUGAAGCAGGAUCAGGAGAAGGCACUCGGGCUGCUGCGCGACCCACGGUCCCGGUAUGAUGUGGAUCAUGCGCUGGUCCUGGUGCGGACGUAUGAUUUCGCGGCCGGCGCUCUCUGCCUGUAUGAGCGCCUUGGCCUCCGGCGAGAGAUCAUCCAGCAUCACAUGGCCCGGGGCGACCACCAGGCAGUCUUGGCGGCGGUCACAAGCACCGGCAGCGUCCUGAGCAGCUAUGGGGCACACCCGAGCGACACAGAUGUCAAUCUUUGGUCGCAGGUGCUGAGCUACUUCGCGGCGCAGGGGCCUGCCUGCGAGGCAGAGGUGACCCACAUUCUGCAGAUCAUCUCCAAGCACAACCUCCUUCCCCCGCUGGAGGUGGUCCGCCUGCUGACCUCGCCGAUCCAUCUGCCAACCACGACCGGUGGCGGGAGCAAUGCUCCCCGGCAGCCGGCCGUGUCGCUCGGAGCCGUUCGGGCCUACCUGCAGAAGGUCCUGCUGGAGGAGCGGUCGGCCGCCGACGCGGAUCGGGCCACCAUCGCCGAGCACGAGCACGCCACCGAGGCCAUGCGAACGGAGGUGAACAAGCUCCGCAGUGAGCCGCGCAUGUGUCUGCAGCAGAAGUGCGGUGCCUGCACCCUGCCGCUGGAGCUCCCGGCGGCGCACUUCUACUGUGGCCAUGCCUUCCACCUGCGGUGCCUUGGUGAGGUGGAGGGGGCCAUCGGGCAGGACUUCCACUUUGGGGCUGGCGCCGGGCAGUCCGGGCUGGUGUAUGUCCCGGGCUCGCCCAACAACCUGGAGUGCCUGCUGUGUAUGACCGACAAUCGUGCGGCCUUCGACCUGCGCCAUGCACAUGAGUCCAGUGCCCAGCGCCAUGAGCAAUUCACCAAGCAGCUCGAGAGCGCCAAUGAUGGAUUCUCCGUUAUCGCGGACUACUUCAGCCGGAGCGUACUGGACCCGGCGCUGCAGGUCGACCAGAACGGCGCCCUCAUCCAGAAGAUCCGGUUCUGAUAUUCACGUGGUCGGCCUUGUGAUUCGGCCCUUUGCGUGGCGCGCUCCUGCACGUCCGCACGCACCGGGGACACAUGCCCGGAAUAAACGCCAUAUUAAUCGAAAGA